UGCUUCCUUUCUGCUUCACUGAGUUUAGGAUCAUCAAAAUUGCAGCCAUUUAGGCUCCUGAUUUCCAUCCAGUACAAAAAUCAAGAUGUGGCUGUUUAUUAUAACUUAUUUGAUGUAUGGUAUUGGGAAGUUGGAAGGAUCUAUGAGCCUAAUAGAUGUGAAUCCUGAAGUAUUAAUGAAUAUUAGUGAGAUCAUCUGCUACAGAGGGUACCCAAGUGAGGAGUACAUCAUCCAGACUGAUGAUGGCUAUUACCUUACCAUCAACAGAAUUCCACAUGGCAUAGAAAAUCCAGGGAACUCAGGUCCAAAGCCCAUCGUUCUUCUGCAGUCUGGCUUAGUGUUGGAGGGAAGCAACUGGGUUGCUAAUUUUCCCAACCACAGCCUAGGCUUCAUACUAGCAAAUGCUGGCUAUGAUGUAUGGAUUGGAAAUACCAGAGGGAGCACAGGGGCAAAAAAACAUGAUAAAUAUUCAGAUGACCAGGUGGAAUUUUCAUCUUACAGUUUUCAUGAAAUGGCUGUAUAUGACCUUCCUGCAAUAAUAAACUUUAUUCUUCAGACAACUGGGCAAAAGGAGUUGUAUUAUGUUGGCUUUUCGCAGGGCACCACCCUUGGUUUCAUUGCAUUUUCCUCAAUGCCAGAGCUGGCUCAAAAAAUCAAAAUGUUUUUUGCAUUGGCUCCUAUAACCAUAUUGCAGUAUGGCAAUACCCCCACGAUAAGGUUGCUCUUACUCCCUCAUGGUUUAAUCAAGGCUAUUGUUGGAAACAAAUAUUUCUUUAACAGGCCAAAGAUUGUAAACAAAAUUAUUACUCAGAUGUGUAGCUGUAAAAUAUUUCACUGGCUUUGUUCCUUGGUCUUUUCUAUUUCUGGUGGAUUUAAGAGUAGCCUAAAUAAGAAUCGCCUUGAUAUCUACAUGUCACAUUUCCCAGAUUCAACAUCUGUGCAAAAUAUACUUCACUGGGGCCAGACCUAUCAAACAGGGGAAUUUAAAAAUUAAGAUUAUGGCAGUGAAAAUAAAGCCAAGUACAACCAGACGGAUGCUCCCUUCUACAGGUUAGAGGAUAUGAAAGUGCCAACU
Molecule: messenger RNA, 1075 nt
Organism: Alligator sinensis (Chinese alligator)
Lineage: Eukaryota; Metazoa; Chordata; Crocodylia; Alligatoridae
Product: lipase member M-like
Exons: 10
Coding region: 86-994 (302 amino acids)
Biological process (GO): lipid metabolic process
Source: RefSeq, a predicted model, not a curated record